UCAGCCCGGGGUGGCUUCCGGAAAUGUCCACACUCCCACGUUCCGUCAGGCAGCAUCCGGCGGCAGCGAGGCCUGUGGCUCCCCCUGCGGGCGGCUCGGCGGCGUGCACGGUCCGGCCUCCUGGCUGGUGGGGUGCUGAGUCUUGGGCAGCAUGACGACGGAGACCUUCGUGAAGGAUAUCAAGCCCGGGCUCAAGAAUCUGAACCUUAUCUUCAUUGUGCUGGAGACAGGCCGAGUGACCAAAACAAAGGACGGGCACGAGGUUCGGACCUGCAAAGUGGCAGACAAAACAGGCAGCAUCAAUAUCUCCGUCUGGGACGACGUGGGCAACUUGAUCCAGCCUGGAGAUAUUAUCAGACUCACCAAAGGGUAUGCUUCGGUGUUCAAAGGUUGUCUGACACUGUAUACUGGCCGAGGGGGUGAUUUGCAGAAGAUUGGAGAGUUCUGUAUGGUUUAUUCUGAGGUUCCUAACUUUAGUGAGCCCAACCCAGAGUACAGCACCCAGCAGGCACCCAACAAAGCGGGGCAGAACGACAGCAGUCCUGCAGCCCCCCAGGCUACCACUGGACCCUCUCCUGCCUCUCCAGCUUCUGAGAACCAGAACGGGAAUGGACUAAGCACCCCACCAGGUCCUGGUGGUGGCCCACACCCCCCUCACCCUCCCUCCCACCCCCCCAGCACCAGAAUCACUCGAAGCCAGCCCAACCACACACCAGCUGGCCCUCCUGGCCCCUCCAGCAAUCCCAUCAGUAACGGCAAAGAAACACGAAGGAGCAGCAAGAGAUAGCAAGACACUUUUCCUCUCCUCCUACCACUGGCACAACCCAGGUGUCUUCAGAAAAACAAGACAGCAUUCUACUAGGUUGCUGGCUUUGGGGUUGGGGCUGGAGUAGCAGCAUUUAGCCACUAAACUUCCCUGGAAGGGUGGUGAGCAGUGGCUUUAUUCACCCCAAACCCAUAACCCCUCUUGUCCAGCUGAAGCUGCCUAUCCCCUGUGAUCCAGGGCCCUCUGCCUACUCUCCAUCUUCUUUAGAAACUAUAGUUAAAUAGUUUGUUUCCUGUGUGUGUAAUAUGGGGGUCUAAUUGAAAUUCCUCCUUCCUAAUAAAUGUUACCACUCUU
This is a messenger RNA of Sciurus carolinensis (gray squirrel), 1120 nucleotides long. RefSeq names its product nucleic acid binding protein 2 (gene Nabp2). Gene Ontology annotation, biological process: double-strand break repair via homologous recombination; mitotic cell cycle checkpoint signaling; response to ionizing radiation. Gene Ontology annotation, molecular function: DNA binding. Gene Ontology annotation, cellular component: SOSS complex. NCBI's taxonomy places the organism in Eukaryota, Metazoa, Chordata, Mammalia, Rodentia, Sciuridae. The coding region runs from base 152 to 787 and encodes 211 amino acids. The record is from RefSeq and is a predicted model, not a curated record. The transcript is spliced from 7 exons.